AUGUACGGCACCGGAACUGGCCCCCAGACGGGCGUUUCUACCCCUCGAUCCAACGCUUCUCUCCGCCCUCUUACUCUCCGCCACGGCUCGCUCGAGACCUCAUUCCUCGUUCCGACUGCUCUCCACUUCCACGCCCAGCAAUUGAAGGACCGCUUCAAUGCUACCCUUCCUCCCGCCACAGAUGAGCUUGCUCAGGAUGACGAGCCCUCAUCCGUCGCAGAGCUGGUUGCGAGAUACAUGGGUUUCGUCGCCGACGAGGUCGAGAAGGGUGAGGACGACGAGUCUGGCUCUUAUGAGGAGGUCCUGAAGCUCGUCCUUAACGAGUUCGAGCGCGGUUUCCUCCAGGGCAACGAGGUCCACGCCCUCGUAGCUACCCUCCCCGGCAUCGACGCCAAGAAGUUGGUCGUCAUCCGCAGCUACUACCAGGCCAGACAAACGACUGGCCGCACGAUUAAGGCGUACGGCUCAGCGCUUUUCCGCGCCGCCGAUGACGGCUCUGCCGACAUCUACACCAUUUUCGGUGGCCAGGGCAACAUCGAGGAGUACUUCGACGAGCUGCGCGAGAUUUACAAGACAUACCAGCCCUUCGUUGGCGAGCUCAUUCACAACGCCGCUGAGCUUCUCCAGAACCUCUCCAAGCACGCCAAUGCCGAGAAGCUCUACCCCAAGGGCCUGGAUAUCUUGAGGUGGCUUGAGGACGAGGAUGCUACUCCCGACGUUGACUACCUCAUCUCAGCACCCGUCAGUUUCCCCUUGAUUGGUCUCGUACAGCUUGCGCACUACGAGGUUACCUGCAAGGUCCUCGGUGUUCACCCUGGUCUGCUGCGCGAGCAGAUCACCGGUACCACCGGUCACUCCCAGGGUAUCGUUCUCGCCGCGGCCACUGCUGCCGCCGAGUCCUGGGAGUCAUGGAAGGAGAUUGCGCCGUCUGCGCUCACCAUCCUGUUCUGGAUCGGUGCUCGUAGCCAGCAGGUCUUCCCCCGCACCUCCUUGACACCCACUAUGAUUCGGGAGUCUGUUGAGAACGGCGAAGGUACUCCCACUCCCAUGCUUAGCAUCAGAGACCUCUCGCUGGCUGAGGUCCAGAAGCACAUUGAUGCUACCAACCAGUACCUCCCCGCUGACCGUCACAUCUCCGUUUCCCUCAUCAACAGCCCUCGCAACCUCGUUGUGACCGGUCCUCCCAUCUCCCUGUACGGUCUGAACGCUCAGCUGCGCAAGGUCAAGGCCCCCGUCGGUCUGGACCAGAACCGUAUCCCCCACACGGACCGCAAGCUCCGCUUCGUCCACCGCUUCCUGCCAAUCACUGCUCCUUUCCACAGCAAGUACCUGGCUGAGGCUACGGAGCUGAUCGACGAGGACUUGAAGAACAUCAAGAUCGACGCCAAGUCUCUUGGUACUGCUGUCUUCGACACGAACACCGGCAAGGACAUCCGUGAGGAGGUUAGCGGCAACAUCAUUCCCACCCUCAUCCGUCUUAUCACCAGAGAUCCUGUCAACUGGGAGAAGGCCACCGUCUUCCCUAAGGCUACUCACGUCCUUGACUUCGGUCCUGGUGGCAUCUCCGGCCUCGGUGUUUUGACCAGCCGCAACAAGGAGGGCACUGGUGUCCACGUCAUCCUCGCUGGUACCGUCUCUGGCAGCAUCACCGAGGUUGGCUACAAGCCUGAGCUCUUCGACCGCGAUGAGGAGCACGCCGUCAAGUACGCCAUUGACUGGGUCAAGGAGUUCGGCCCUCGCCUGGUCACCACUUCCAACGGCGACACCUACGUUGAUACCAAGAUGUCUCGCCUCUUGGGUCUCCCUCCCAUCGUUGUUGCCGGUAUGACUCCCUGCACGGUUCCUUGGGACUUCGUUGCCGCCACCAUGAACGCCGGUUACCACAUUGAGUUGGCCGGUGGUGGUUACUUCGACCCCGGCAUGAUGACUGCCGCCCUUCGCAAGAUCGAGGGUGCCAUCCCUUCCGGACGUGGUAUUGGUGUCAACUUGAUCUACGUCAACCCCCGCGCUAUGCAGUGGCAGAUUCCCAUGCUCGGCAAGCUUCGUGCUGAGGGUGUUCCCAUCGAGGGUCUCACCAUCGGUGCUGGUGUCCCCUCCGUUGAGGUCGCCCAGGAGUACAUUGACACCCUCGGCCUGAAGCACAUCAGCUUCAAGCCUGGUUCCGUCGAUGCCAUCCAGUCCGUCAUCAAUAUUGCCAAGGCGAACCCCACCUUCCCCGUCCUUCUCCAGUGGACUGGUGGUCGCGGCGGUGGUCACCAUUCUUACGAGGAUUUCCACCAGCCUAUCUUGACGAUGUACAGCCGUAUUCGUCGCCAGGACAACAUCAUCCUCGUUGCCGGCAGUGGUUUCGGUGGUGCCGAGGACACUUACCCUUACCUUACCGGCGAGUGGUCCAAGAACUACGGCUACCCCCCGAUGCCUUUUGACGGUACCCUGUUCGGCUCCCGCAUGAUGGUUGCCAAGGAGGCGAAGACCAGCCCUGCCGCCAAGCAGGCCAUCAUCGACGCUCCCGGUGUCGAGGACAGCGAGUGGGAGAAGUCCUACAAGGGCCCCAUCGGAGGUGUUAUCACCGUUCUCUCUGAGAUGGGAGAGCCCAUCCACAAGCUUGCUACCCGUGGUGUCCUGUUCUGGGCCGAGAUGGACCGCAAGAUCUUCGCGCUCCCCAAGGAGAAGCGUGUCCCUGAGCUGAAGAAGAACCGCGAUUACAUCAUCAAGAAGCUCAACGACGACUUCCAGAAGCCGUGGUUCGGACGCAACCGUGCUGGCCAGGCUGUCGACCUUGAGGACAUGACUUACGGCGAGGUCGUUCGCCGCAUGGUUGACAUCAUGUACAUCCGCCACCAGAAGCGCUGGAUUGACCCUACCCUCCGUUCCUUCACCGGCAAGUUCAUCAGCCGUGUCGAGGAGCGUUUCACCUCCACCACUGGCCACGCCGCUCAGCUCCAGGACUUCAAGGAUUUGGACACUCCUUACGAGACUGUCGAGCGUAUCCUGUCUCACUACCCCGAGGCCGACACCCAGCUCAUCAACGCCCAGGAUGUUCAGCACUUCCUGAUGCUUUGCAUGUUCCCCUUCCAGAAGCCCGUUCCCUUUAUCCCUUGCUUCGAUGAGAACUUCGACUUCUACUUCAAGAAGGACUCUCUGUGGCAGUCUGAGGACCUUGAUGCCGUUCCCGGCCAGGAUGUUGGACGUGUCUGCAUUCUCCAAGGCCCUACCGCCGUCAAGUACUCCAAGGUCAUGGAUGAGCCCAUCAAGGACAUUCUGGACGGCAUCCACAAGACUCACGUUCAGUACCUGACCCGUGACCGCUACAACGGUGAUGCCAAGAGCAUUCCCACCAUCGAGUACUUCGGUGGCAAGCUCAUCGACACCGAGGUUCCCGUUGAGGAUGUUGACGGCCUUACCGUCUCCUACGACGACGCGCACAAGAACACCUACCGUCUGUCGACUGCUCCCAAUGCCACCCUGCCCAGCCUCGACUCUUGGUUGGCCCUCCUCGCUGGUCCCGACCGCAGCUGGCGCCACGCCCUCCUCACUUCCGAGGUCGUCGUUCAGGGACAGAAGUUCCAGACCAACCCCAUCAAGCGCAUCUUCGCUCCUUCUCGUGGCCUCUUCGUUGAGAUCCAGUACCCCAAGGACCCGAAGAAGACGAAGAUCAUUGUCAAGGAGCAGCCUCGUCACAACCACUACGUCGAGGUUAUCGAGGUCAAGCUUGAGAACAACAAUGAGGUUGUCGUCAACAUGAUCAAGGACACCACCGCCCUUGGCAAGCCUGUCGCUCUCCCCCUCAAGUUCACCUACCACCCUGAGGCCGGCUACGCCCCUCUCCGUGAGGUGAUGGAGGGCCGUAACGACCGCAUCAAGGAGUUCUACUGGCGUGCGUGGUUCGGUGACGAGACUCUCGACCUGGAUGCCGAUGUCGCCAGCAAGUUCGACGGUGGCAAGGCCACCAUCACUGGUGAGGACAUCAACGACUUUGUCCACGCCGUCGGCAACACUGGCGAGGCUUUCGUUGAGCGUCCUGGCAAGACUGUCUACGCUCCCAUGGACUUUGCCAUCGUCGUUGGCUGGAAGGCUAUCACCAAGCCCAUCUUCCCCCGCACCAUUGACGGUGACCUGCUGAAGCUCGUCCACCUUUCCAACGAGUUCCGCAUGAAGCCUGGUGCCCAGCCUCUCCAGAAGGGCGAUGAGGUCUCCACCACCGCUCAGAUCAACGCUGUCAUCAACCAGGAGUCUGGCAAGAUGGUUGAGGUCUGCGGUACCAUCUACCGCGAUGGCGAGGCCGUCAUGGACGUCACCUCCCAGUUCUUGUACCGCGGUGCCUACACCGACUACGAGAACACCUUCCAGCGCAAGAACGAGACCCCCAUCCAGCUGCACCUCGCCACCAGCAAGGACGUUGCUGUUCUCAAGUCCAAGCAGUGGUUCAACACCGACGACAUGCCCCGUGACCUGGAUCUCCUUGGCCAGACUCUCACCUUCCGUCUGCAGAGCUUCCUCCGUUACAAGACCAAGACCGUCUACAGCAGCGUCGCUACCCAGGGUCAGGUCCUCCUGGAGCUUCCCACCAAGGAGGUCAUCCAGAUCGCCAGUGUCGACUACGAGGCCGGCCAGUCCAACGGCAACCCUGUUGUUGAUUACCUCGAGCGCAACGGUACCCCCCUGGACCAGCCCCUCCACUUCGAGAACCCUAUUCCUCUCAGUGGCCGUACCCCUCUCCAGCUCCGUGCCCCUGCCACCAACGAGAACUACGCUCGUGUCUCUGGCGACUACAACCCUAUCCACGUCUCCCGCGUCUUCGCCAACUACGCCAACCUGCCCGGCACCAUCACUCACGGCAUGUACUCCAGUGCCGCCGUCCGCAGCUUGGUUGAGACUUGGGCUGCCGAGAACAACAUUGGUCGCGUUCGCAGCUUCCAUGCUUCUCUCGUUGGCAUGGUUCUGCCUAAUGAUGACCUUGACGUCAAGCUUCAGCACGUUGGCAUGGUUGGAGGUCGCAAGAUCAUCAAGGUUGAGGCCAGCAACAAGGAGACUGAGGAGAAGGUUCUCCUUGGUGAGGCCGAGGUUGAGCAGCCUGUGACUGCCUACGUCUUCACUGGUCAGGGCUCUCAGGAGCAGGGCAUGGGUAUGGAGCUUUACGCCUCCAGCCCUGUCGCCAAGGAGGUCUGGGACCGCGCUGACAAGUACCUGCUGGACAACUAUGGCUUCUCGAUCACCAAUAUCGUCAAGAACAACCCCAAGGAGCUGACGGUUCACUUUGGUGGUCCCCGUGGCAAGGCUAUCCGCCAGAACUACAUGUCCAUGACCUUCGAGACUGUUGCUGCCGACGGCUCUAUCAAGUCUGAGCGCAUUUUCAAGGAGAUUGACGAGAAGACCACUUCCUACACCUACCGCUCCCCCACUGGCCUGCUGUCGGCUACUCAGUUCACCCAGCCCGCCCUGACCCUCAUGGAGAAGGCCAGCUUCGAGGACAUGAGAUCGCGUGGCCUUGUUCCCAGAGACUGCACCUUCGCUGGUCACUCUCUGGGUGAGUACUCCGCCCUCGCUGCCUUGGCUGAGGUCAUGCCCAUUGAGAGCUUGGUGUCUGUCGUCUUCUACCGUGGUCUUACCAUGCAGGUUGCCGUCGAGCGCGACGCUGCCGGACGCUCCAACUACUCCAUGUGCGCCAUCAACCCCAGCAGAAUCUCCAAGACUUUCAACGAGGAGGCUCUCCAGUUCGUUGUCAACAGCAUUGCUGAGGAGACUGGCUGGCUUCUUGAGAUUGUCAACUACAACAUCGCCAACAUGCAGUACGUCGCUGCUGGUGACCUGCGUGCUCUCGACACUCUUACCGGAGUCACCAACUUCCUCAAGCAGCAGAAGAUCGACAUCGAGGAGAUGCGCUCCAACAUCGAAGAGGCCAAGGAUGCGCUCAAGGAGAUCAUCAAGGGCUGCGCCGAGGCUACCCUCAAGAAGCCCACGCCUCUUGAGCUCCAGCGUGGCUUUGCCACCAUUCCCCUGCGCGGAAUCGACGUGCCUUUCCACUCGACCUUCCUGCGCUCUGGUGUCAAGCCCUUCCGUUCGUUCCUCCUCAAGAAGAUCAACAAGACGACGAUCGACCCUGCCAAGCUUGUUGGCAAGUACAUUCCCAACGUGACGGCCAAGCCCUUCGCCCUCACCAAGGAGUACUUUGAGGAUGUGUACAAGCUCACCAACUCGCCCAAGAUCGCCUCGAUCCUGGCGAACUGGGAGCAGUACACUCAGGACGGCCCUGCUCCUAACGGAGUGAACGGCGUCACCGCGGACCACGAAGGUCCCGGUGCUGCUGCGUAA
Colletotrichum chrysophilum is the source of this 6312-nucleotide messenger RNA. RefSeq lists its product as uncharacterized. The record is from RefSeq and is a predicted model, not a curated record. The transcript has 2 exons. Gene Ontology annotation, cellular component: fatty acid synthase complex. Gene Ontology annotation, biological process: long-chain fatty acid biosynthetic process. Bases 1 to 6312 code for a protein of 2103 amino acids. Gene Ontology annotation, molecular function: enoyl-[acyl-carrier-protein] reductase (NADH) activity; [acyl-carrier-protein] S-acetyltransferase activity; [acyl-carrier-protein] S-malonyltransferase activity. Lineage: Eukaryota; Fungi; Ascomycota; Sordariomycetes; Glomerellales; Glomerellaceae.